Molecule: messenger RNA, 612 nt
Organism: Linderina pennispora
Lineage: Eukaryota; Fungi; Kickxellomycota; Kickxellomycetes; Kickxellales; Kickxellaceae
Exons: 1
Coding region: 110-406 (98 amino acids)
Biological process (GO): cellular response to amino acid stimulus; positive regulation of TORC1 signaling
Cellular component (GO): cytoplasm; Ragulator complex; lysosome
Molecular function (GO): guanyl-nucleotide exchange factor activity
Source: RefSeq, a predicted model, not a curated record
CUUUUCCCACCCACAAGAACAGCAUAGCGCAAUAUGCACAUAUCCUAUCUCCGCAAGCGCGCGCGCCUGGGGCACAGCCCCACUACAUAUCCUCACAUAGCUCUAACAUAUGGAAGCAGAAAUCGACAAUAUCAUCGACUCGCUGAUCGAAAGCGACCGGACAGUGUUUGGCGUAGUAGUCACGGACGACAGCGGGCUGUGCUUGGCAACCAGGGGCGACAACAUCCCGGAGGAGGCAGCCGGGCUGGUGGCAGCCAUUGCCAACCGGUCAGAGAACUUUCUGUCGCAGCCUAACGCCGAGGUGGUGUAUUCGCCGGUGGCAAAGAUCGAGGCGGAGAACAUGGUUGUUUUGGUGCGGAGAAUCGACACGGUCGUGGUCGGGAUCUUCAAACACCGGGACACAUAGGGCUGGGGGGUUUUCAUUUAGAAACAGGGCUUUUAUGAGGGAAACGAAAAAUGAGAAUGAAGCUUUUAGAUAUCAUCUAUGGACGCUCUACUCCUCGUUGAGGGCAAUGACGGCCAUGAUGGCCAGGCCGACCAGCAUUGCGGCAAUCUCGACCAGGGCCAUGUUCACAUUGCGCUUCAGCCGCAGCUCCUCGCUGACCUUGCUCU